Spirodela intermedia is the source of this 2360-nucleotide messenger RNA. The record is from the annotation of a GenBank genome assembly. Lineage: Eukaryota; Viridiplantae; Streptophyta; Magnoliopsida; Alismatales; Araceae.
AUGGCGGCGAGGGCGCUCUCCCAGAAGGAGGCGGACAUCCAGAUGAUGCUCGCGGCGGACGUCCACCUCGGCACGAAGAACUGCGACUUCCAGAUGGAGCGCUACGUGUUCAAGCGCAGGAGCGAUGGUCAGUGGUGGAUUGUUUGCCUUCUCUCCACUCCACUCCCCUCCCGCCUGUCGUCGUUGAUCGUUCCUUUUGUGGUCUGAAAUCCAAGGGUUGGUUUUGUGGCCCAGAUCUGUUGGCUCGACGUCGCUGCUUCUUGGCUCUUCGAAGUGGAUUUUUUUACGUUUCUAUGUUCGGUGUUGUGCGUUGUCAUCGGAGAUCAAAGCUUCGUAUUAUUGUAGUGUCUUAUCAUUCUCAUGUUCGCAUUAAUAUUCUUCUUCCCUGUCUCUGUACUGAAAUGUGGAUAUCCAGCUGCUCUGGCUACGUACUCCAUUCCUUGAAGACAUCAGUGGGGAAUUAGAACAAACCGUGAUAUAUGAUCCGACUAUGAGUUCGUGAAUCUUAUUUUAAUUCGUAUCAUAUUUUCCCAGUUUAGUGUUCUCACUGUUUAAUUCAUCCAUUACGUGGUUUAGUUUGGUAUAAUUGAUAGUGUUGUCGCAACUGCCUUGAAUAUGCGAGGGAUGCUUACUAUAUUUAAGAUUUCCAAACAGUUUAUUUAUUGAUCAAGCUUAGAGAAUACAAUGAUAGAGCACUGGUUUAUGCUGAGGACUAUUUUUGGUUAUUUCAGUCGUGAUAGCAUACUUUUAGCUAAUGUUUCUCAUGACACGACUAUAAUGGGUCGUUUCUUUCUUAUUAGUAACGUCGUACUGUUCUUGUCAGCUGCAAUAAAAAAAUGAUGUAAUACCAGGAAAAGUAUGUUUUUUUGAUAAUUUAUUAGCGACGGGAACGUUUUGUUGUUUGAUUGUUGGGUCUGAGAUCUACUCUAUCUUUUUAUGUUCAGGUAUCUUCAUCAUUAACCUUGGAAAAACAUGGGAAAAACUUCAGCUUGCUGCCAGGGUUAUUGUUGCUAUUGAGAAUCCUCACGACAUCAUCGUCCAAUCUGCUAGACCCUACGGUCAGAGGGCUGUUCUGAAGUUUGCUCAGUACACUGGUGCUCACCCCAUUGCUGGGCGUCAUACCCCUGGAACAUUCACAAAUCAGCUCCAAACGUCAUUCAGUGAGCCUCGUCUUCUGAUCCUUACCGAUCCCAGGACUGACCAUCAGGUGGGUAUCACUGUUUUCCUAUUAGUCUUCGUGCAUGGCCAUUUUCAUUAGUUUGUGCCUACUUUCUCAUUAUUCGCAGCCAAUUAAAGAAGGUGCCCUUGGAAACAUCCCCACCAUUGCCUUCUGUGACACGGACUCUCCAAUGCGCUAUGUCGAUAUUGGAAUUCCUGCGAAUAACAAAGGGAAGCACAGUGUUGGAUGCUUGUUUUGGCUCUUGGCUAGGAUGGUCCUGCAGAUGCGUGGUACCAUCCUCCCUGGUCACAAGUGGGAUGUGAUGGUACGUGAUGAUACUAUACUCUCCUUUUUUAAGUUUUCCAUCUCUUAUUAAAUUUUUAAUGCUUGCUCUCUUAUCUUUGUACACACUUUAGACCAAAUUAGCGAGAACAAGGGAUUGAAUUUAUGGGUUGUUUUUAGUUGCGUCUUCUAAGGUAACCUGAUAUAAGAAUGGGACCGUGGAUUAUUUUAGCCGACCAAACAUUAUUAUUUUGAUUAUCCUCCUCGCCAAGCAGUUGCUUUUCUUGGGAAAUAUUUUGGGCGACAUGAAUUUUCAAUACUGAAUAAUGUCUCUUUCUUCAGUUUGGGAGCUUGUAUCUUAGAACCAUAUCGGGGUCCUAAUUGUACAGCUUUUGUAUGCCUUCAAAUUCGUGAGAUUUACGUCUCCUUGAACUCUUGUCCCAGUCAAAUCGAGUCACAUUGGGUUAAUUCCCCUAAUAUUUCCUUGUGAUGUAAAGGUGGAUCUGUUUUUCUAUCGGGAGCCUGAGGAAGCAAAGGAACACGAGGAGGAAGAGGUUUCAGCCCUUGCGCCCCCGGAGUACGGCACCAUACCGGAAUAUUCUGCUGGCCCGCUUGGUGUAUCUGCAGACUGGGGCCAAGAACAGUGGGUAGCUGGAGAAGUGCCUGCAGCGGCGGCGGCCGUCACCCAGCCCAUAGCCGGUGCGGCCGAGUGGACUGCAUCGCCAGGUUAGACCCUGCGGCUGGUGUUCAUCCUUUUCUCCUCUCCGUCUGCGCCAUCUUCUUGAUCUUUCUGAGUGAAUUUUAAACUUGUGUGCCUCCUGCAGCCCCCGUGGCUGCGGCUGAGGGGUGGGACGUGGCUCCCGUGCCAGUUGCUGCUCCCGUGAUCGAUGGUGCCAUCCAACCCACAGGAUGGGAGUAA